Messenger RNA from Lolium perenne, 598 nucleotides. RefSeq names its product cysteine proteinase inhibitor 8-like. The record is from RefSeq and is a predicted model, not a curated record. Gene Ontology annotation, molecular function: cysteine-type endopeptidase inhibitor activity. NCBI's taxonomy places the organism in Eukaryota, Viridiplantae, Streptophyta, Magnoliopsida, Poales, Poaceae.
CGUUACCUGAACCGUACGCACAACAGCAACCUCGACCGACCUGACUGUCCUCAAACCCUGCAAACCUAGCUCGUCGGUCGAUCCAAAGCCAAAAGAACCGCAAAGCAGCAGCCAUGAGGACCGGCCUCCUCCUACUUCUUGUCAUGGGCGUCGUGGCCGUGAUUCAGGCCGCCGCCCCACGCCCGCUCAACCACCCCAGGAUGAGGAUCCAGGAGCUCCGCGAGCGGGCGAAGGCGGAACACGUCAAGCGGCGUCCGAACGACGGGACGAUCAUGUUCGGCGGACUACGCCCGCUCAAGAACAUCGACCACCCGAGGAUCAAGGAGCUCGGCGAGUGGGCGGUGGCGGAGCACGUCAAGCGCGCCAACGACGGGCUCAAGUUCGGCAGGGUGGUAAGUGGCGAAGACCAGAUUGUGGCCGGCAUGAACUACUUCUUGCUCAUCCAGGCGAUCAACGGCGACGGCGAGAACGGGAUUUACAAGGCGCGGGUGUACGAGCAGAGUUGGACCAACACACGCGAGCUCGUCUCCUUCGGGCCCGCUAACUGAGCCAAGUUGAUCCGGCCGCCGCCACGGUUGGGCUAACGGAGAAGAGUUUU